UCUCUCGUCACUCUCAGACUCAGUGUUCCAAUUCGUCUGGCAAACUAAAGUACGAAACCCUAGCUGUCGCUCUCUCUAGCUCUAGCCCUAGCCGUUGAACUUUCCCUUUCCCUUUCCGUCUCCGAUCGAUACCGAGAAUGAGAAUCCGCGGUGAGAGGAAUCGCCGUCGUUUCGCCGCCGAAACCCUUUCCCCAAAUCCUCCAGCCGAUUCAGCGCAGAGUCCUCAGGACAAAGGCAUAUCGAGAAUGAGAAUCCGCGGUAGGAAUCGCCCCCACUUCGCUGCUGAAACCCUUCCCCCAAAUCCUCCAGCCGAUGUGGAGCAGAGCCCUGAGGACAAAGGCAUAUCGAGAAUGAAAAUCCGCGGUAGGAAUCGCCCCCACUUCGCUGCUGAAACCCUUCCCUCAAAUCCUCCAGCUGAUGCGGCGCAAAGCCCUAAGAACAAAGGCAUGGAAACGUUUCAAGGCAUUGUCAUGGAGCUAGCGCAGACUCGCCCAAAUAGGAAACUGACGGGAGCUGAGACAGACCUUGUCCGGAAUCGCUUGAGGGAAUUCGCUUCUCAGUACAAAAACCCCGACCACCCUCCUUAUUCAGCGAUGAUAGAAACUGCUCUUGCUGAGUUGAAUGAUGAAAAUGGUUCGACUGUGGACGAGAUAUCUCAAUUUGUGCAAAACCGAUACAGUAAUUUGCCUCUGGCACAUGAAGAAUUUCUGCAACAUCAUCUGCGACAGCUCCGCGGAUCCGGUUACGUCGUUGCAACUAGGGGCAAGAGAUACAUGCUGAGCGCAGUUGAAGAACCGGCCCCUGAAGCAACCCCCGCAGCUGAGAUAAAGGCAACAAGGAGUAAGUGCCUGUGCAAGAAGUGCGAGAUAAAAAGGAGGCGGCACAGGCAGAAAAGAAAUCAACCGAGCGAAAUAGACGGUGAAGAUACUGACCAAAAGCCUGUUUCUAACGACGAAGAGACGCUGUCAACCGAACGUCUAGUGCAGAAUCAACCCGACCAGGCUGAAAACUGUACUUCAGUAGAGAUUCCAUGCUCGAAUGCAGCAGACGAGGAGACGUGGUCGGACGAGACGAGUUCAUCCAGCCGAGAAACCAGUCCUGAAACUUGUGAACCUUUAUCAUCAGAAAGGCCUUCGGGUGUUGAACUCACUGGAUUGCAGAAGCUAACGGCGACACUGAAACUUGUGCAGCUGGCGACCGCUUAUGGAUCUUGCAAAUCGUGCAAGACGUGCAAAAGGUGCCGAUUACUGUGCAAGAUGAGGCACCAGAGAUGUGAGCAUCUGCGUGUACCGAAAGUGACUAAGAUACCUCGAGAACCAGCCAACAUGGAGAUUCGGCAGUUGGUGCCACAAUCAGCCCCGAAGCAUUUGCCUGUUCACGGCCCCGAAAAUGGUGAGGAGGAAGGUGCACCAGUUGACUUACCCAAAGAAGGCAGGGAGCUCAGGCCUCGGAAACGGAGGAUGGAGCCGGACGAAGCUGAUCCUGAGUAUAUGCCUGGGCGAGGUCGAGGAAAGAGGCGCAAGCGUGGGAACCACCAGGUGAUUCGUCGACGUCGGUGAAGGCAUAGCAACAGAUGCCAUGGAUGUUGUUAUUCUCUGACCUAUUACUUACAUUUUUGGUUAUUUAUCUUCUGUCAAGCUUUAAUCUUGCAGAGCUGCUUAUUAUCUGAGAAGGGAAUUUGUAGGAAUUGUUGAAUUGUGUAUAUAUAUGGAUGGAUGGACUUGGAGAUUUUUUGAAGUGACUUUUUGAUUUGAGGGUUAAUGAAAUGAUACACAGAUGAUAUAGGUUU
Messenger RNA from Andrographis paniculata, 1789 nucleotides. RefSeq lists its product as uncharacterized. The coding region runs from base 138 to 1559 and encodes 473 amino acids. Gene Ontology annotation, biological process: chromosome condensation; negative regulation of DNA recombination; nucleosome assembly. Gene Ontology annotation, cellular component: nucleolus; nucleus; nucleosome. The record is from RefSeq and is a predicted model, not a curated record. Lineage: Eukaryota; Viridiplantae; Streptophyta; Magnoliopsida; Lamiales; Acanthaceae. The transcript is spliced from 2 exons. Gene Ontology annotation, molecular function: nucleosomal DNA binding; double-stranded DNA binding.